CAGUAUAAAUACACUCUCAGAGGCACUUUUUUCUCUAUCAUUAUCAAUGACAAUAGCAGAGCAGAAGCCGGAGGAAGAGAUGUGCCGGACGAUCGAAGUAGUCUCCUCCGCCAACGUCUCCGCCUUUAACCACCGCGACUUGGCGGUUGAUGCCGCCGCCGAUGAAUUUUACGGAGAAGAGCCCUACAUACCGCCUCUCAACUUCUCCAUGGUCGACAACGGCAUUUUCCGCUCCGGCUUCCCCGAGUCCGCCAACUUCUCCUUCCUCCAAACCUUAGGCCUCCGCUCCAUCAUAUGUCUGUGUCCAGAGCCGUAUCCGGAGGCGAACAUGGAGUUUCUCAAGUCCAACGGGAUCAAGCUCUUUCAAUUCGGGAUUGAAGGAUAUAAGCAUUUUUCGGAUCAUGUACUCAGGACUCAAAACUUUUACAUUUUUCUGGAGCCAUUUGUGAAUAUCCCGGAAGAUACAAUUCGUGAAGCACUAAACGUUGUCCUUGAUGUAAGGAAUCACCCAGUUUUAAUUCAUUGUAAACGAGGGAAGCAUCGAACCGGUUGUCUUGUGGGAUGCUUGAGAAAAUUGCAAAGGUGGUGCCUGACAUCUGUUUUUGAUGAGUACCAGCGGUUUGCAGCUGCUAAAGCUAGAGUUUCAGAUCAAAGGUUUAUGGAGUUGUUUGAUGUCUCUAGCUUGAAGCAUCUGCCAAUGUCAUUUUCAUGCUCAAGGAGGUAAACAACCAAGUUCUAUCGAACGGCCUUUCCGUUAUUUAAUGGAAGAGAAUCCUUUAGGUCCUACUUUGAGAAUAAAUAGGAAAAGGUGAUGAGUUCCGGGAAUGCAUUUUAGCUGCGAAGGAAUAAUUCUUCUUUUUUCCUCAUUGGGAAUAAAAAGAAUAUAUAUAUAUAUAUAUAUAUAUAUAUAGUGUGUCCUGUUUGGAGUGUUACAAACUCGCCCUAUACCUCUUUUUCUCUCUCUCUCUCUCUCUCUGAUAUGUCCGGGGUCGAAAAUUUUAGUUAGCUUGGUUUAGAGGUCUUAAGUUGAUGCUGAAAGGGUUUUUAGUGGAAACAUUCAAGAUUGCAACUCCUCUCUUCCACUCCAGCUGUUCCUGUCAAUGAUUAUAAUGGAAGGCAAGGCAGCUAGAAAGAUUUUGAUCUACCCAUGAAUCUUUGUUGUUGGGUAGUCAAGUAUAGAUUCAGAAAAAUAUAUUUACUCGUAGAAUAGUUAUCUUGGUAUCUUUAUGAUGUACUUUGAUCAACAUAUAUAGUAUGAUUUAAUAAACAAUGGAAUCCUUCUA
Molecule: messenger RNA, 1283 nt
Organism: Corylus avellana
Lineage: Eukaryota; Viridiplantae; Streptophyta; Magnoliopsida; Fagales; Betulaceae
Gene: PFA-DSP2
Product: Phosphotyrosine protein phosphatases superfamily protein
Biological process (GO): protein dephosphorylation
Cellular component (GO): cytoplasm
Molecular function (GO): phosphatase activity
Source: RefSeq, a predicted model, not a curated record